Halichondria panicea is the source of this 2751-nucleotide messenger RNA. RefSeq lists its product as uncharacterized. The record is from RefSeq and is a predicted model, not a curated record. The transcript is spliced from 16 exons. Bases 108 to 2510 code for a protein of 800 amino acids. Gene Ontology annotation, biological process: transmembrane transport. Gene Ontology annotation, molecular function: ATP hydrolysis activity; ATP binding; ABC-type oligopeptide transporter activity. Lineage: Eukaryota; Metazoa; Porifera; Demospongiae; Suberitida; Halichondriidae. Gene Ontology annotation, cellular component: membrane.
UCAGCUGGCUCAGCAUAAAUUUUCUGGAGUUGGAGCUGGCCCCCCAGAGAUUAUCAGACAUAGACGUCUAUACUUAACUAGGUCUGCAUAUAGGUCUAUUCUUCAAAAUGGAUGUUGAAGGUGGAACCAAAACGACUUUGUCCCAUCUGCCCCUGAUACGUUUUACUACCGUUGCAACUGUGUUAGUUGCUAUGGAGUCACUGGUAUGCAUAGCACUGUGGCUUGCUGGAGGUGACUCACUGUACUUGGAGGACAGUGUGGAAAAAUUCCUGUUCACUCAUUCGACAUUCGAUUUGGCCUGCUUAGCUGCUGUCCGAGGGAUUGUUGUAGUGGGAUGUCUGUUUUAUCUCGAGAGCAGCCUCAUUCGAAGCCAUACUUUUCAGAAGAAAUCCAGUCGUCGAGCUUCCCAAGUAUGCCUCGUUUUAAUGAUGGUAGUCAUUGUAAGUACUCUAAUCUACGCUGUUGUCAAAGGAGUUAUGGUCUUACUUGAAGUGAUAAGUGGUCGAUGGAAUAAUAACAUUAAUCCUGACCUACGUAUGAGUGUGCCGUACAUUAUACUGAGCAUAGCUGGGAUUGUGUUCCCGGCUGUGGAUUUGGUGCUUGGCUUCAUGAGCUGGUGGUGUGUCAAGCGUAUGCUGCAUGUGAGACGUAUUCGACUCUUAGUCAAUGAACCUGUGGGUCAAGAUGACGAGAAAAGUGAUGAUGCUGUUGCAAAUAAUGCCAGCUUUAAACGAAUCAUUCUCCUAGCCAAACCGGAAAUUCCAUUACUCUUAGUGGGGUGUGUGUGCCUGAUAAUAGCAACUGCUUCUGUGUCUGUUGCUCCUCUGUUGUUUGGACGUGUGAUCUCUUACUCAGUUCCAGGACUAUCGAACUGCACUGGUAUUUAUCCUCCUCCUCCGAGUGACUCUUGUGUUUACUACACCAUAGAACGUAUGAACAUUGAAGUUGUGUAUCUGGUAGCCAUCUUUGCCGUGGGGUGCAUCGCUGUCACCUUCAGGGCGAUACUGUUCAACAUAUCCGGAGAGAGAUUCGUAGCACGACUCAGGACAAAGCUUUUCAAGGUAAUCAUGACACAAGAAAUGGGAUUCUUUGACAAAAGCAGAACUGGUGAGCUAACAAACCGACUGGCAGCGGACACACAAGUGGUACAGAGUGCAGUGACUGAGAACCUCUCCAUGUUGGCUCGGUACACGCUGCAAAUGCUCAUUUCUCUGGGCCUCAUGUUUUACAUCAAUGCUAAGCUGACUGCCGUUUUGUUGUCAGUGGUGCCAAUCAUUGCUGUAGCUGCAGUUCAAUAUGGUCGUUUCGUGAAGAAGAUUAAAAAGAAAUUCCAGGACAAGUUAGCCCAUGCCAGCAGCACAGCUGAGGAGUCUCUUAGCAACAUGGUCACUGUGCGAUCAUUCUCUAAUGAGACCAAAAUGGUGGACCUUUAUAGUGAUGACAUAGACAAGAGCUACAACCUGGGAAGAAGACUGGCCUUCAUGAUUGGUACCUUCAUGGGCUCUGUCAGCUUUUGUAUGUAUGGUGCAUCUAGCCUGGUGCUAUGGUACGGAGGCUACCUAGUGUGGAACAGAGAGAUAGACCCAGGCACUCUCAUCUCUCUCAUGCUCUACACCUUAAAUCUGGCCAUGUCCUUCGCUUUUCUGUCUAACCUUUAUGGCGAGUUCAUGCAAGCUGUGGGAGCAUCUGUUCGAAUCUUCCAGCUGUUAGAUCGUGUGUGUAGUGUACCUGACGGCACCACUAUUUUGGACCCUUUUGAGGGAGAGAUAAGUUUUGAAAGAGUAAAUUUCUGUUAUCCUUCUCGACCUGAGGAACAUAUCUUGAAAGACUUAAGUUUUGAUGUGAAGCCCGGUCAGGUGGUGGCUUUGGUUGGACCAUCUGGUGGUGGCAAGUCAACCAUCGUCAAACUCAUCGAGUACUUCUAUAAUCUGAGCGGUGGACGGAUUUUAUUAGGUGGUAGGGACAUCCGGGAUUUGGAUCCAUCUUGGUUUCGCAAGCACAUUGGGCUGGUGAGUCAAGAACCUGUUCUGUUUGCCUGCUCCAUCAGUGACAACAUCUGCUAUGGGAGGAGCAAUGCCACUCAGAAAGAGAUUGAGGAUGCUGCCAGACAAGCAAAUGCACAUGACUUUAUUACAACUUUUGAGGAAGGGUAUGACACAAUGGUGGGGGAGAGAGGGGUGAGAUUGUCAGGAGGACAGAAGCAACGUAUUGCAAUAGCAAGGGCACUGCUACUGAACCCGGACAUUUUGUUAUUGGAUGAGGCAACGAGUGCCCUUGAUGCUGAGAGUGAGCAUCUGGUUCAAGAGGCCAUUGAUAGAGCAAUGAAAGGCAGGACUGUAAUCGUCAUCGCCCACAGACUGUCCACCGUUAGGAAUGCCUCUCAGGUGAUUGUGAUAGAUAACGGUACAGUGGCUGAGCAAGGAACUCACGAUGAACUGAUAGCUAUGCAUGGAAUAUAUAAGCAACUGGUGGUACGUCAACUAAAUGCCGGGGAGCUACAGUCAGACUAGUACGACACAAUUUAUAGUUCGUAACAGUGUUGUGCGUGUAUGCGUGCUUUUUAAACAUAUUUAUUGUAUGAUUUUUCAUGUAUAAAGAUGUGUCACUGUGCAGACUCAUGAUUAGCUAGCUGCAACUCUAGAUUUUCACUGAGUUUUAUUUAAUACCGACAGUAUACGGUGCUGUUUUAUUUAUAAUUGAUGUUGUUAUGCCAUUGCAAACAGGUACAUGAAUAUCUGUGUAAUUAUAAUG